This is a messenger RNA of Drosophila mojavensis, 848 nucleotides long. RefSeq names its product 26S proteasome non-ATPase regulatory subunit 9. The transcript has 3 exons. Gene Ontology annotation, cellular component: cytoplasm; nucleus. Gene Ontology annotation, biological process: proteasome regulatory particle assembly. The record is from RefSeq and is a predicted model, not a curated record. Gene Ontology annotation, molecular function: protein binding. The coding region runs from base 94 to 756 and encodes 220 amino acids. NCBI's taxonomy places the organism in Eukaryota, Metazoa, Arthropoda, Insecta, Diptera, Drosophilidae.
ACAUCACUGACAAUAUAUCGGCAGGGCGACAAAAAAACAUUUGUUUUUGUUUUAUCACUUAGAAAUAUAUCCUUUCAGAUAUAAGUGCAAAUCAUGGCAACAGAAAUUACAACUAAAGCACGACUAGAAAGACUAAUAGCCGCUAAAAAGGAACUGGAGGCACAAAUCAAUAAAAAUGGAGAAAUUCUGACCGCGAACGGCAAUGUCGGCAUGAGCGGUCCACUUGUUGAUAGUGAGGGAUACCCUCGCAACGACAUUGACAUCUAUCAGGUGCGACAAGCACGUCAGACGAUUAUCUGUUUACAAAAUGAUCAUGCUCAACUGUUGGACCAAAUACAUGAACUGCUCAAUCAAUAUCAUGCCGAGAUCGCCACCACAGAUCCCGAGCUGAUCAAUCGUGCCUCUGCCUUAGAAUUAAGCAAUGGUCGGGAACACGGUGGAUCACUUGCAAUCCCACUAAAUGCUAAACCAUUAGUUGUAGUUAAUCUUGUUAGCCCCAAUUCGCCAGCCGAGGAAGCGGGUUUGCGCGUAGGCGACAAGAUUUUGCGUUUUGGUUCAAUCAACGAAACUAACUUUAAGAAAAGUCUUGAACAAAUUGGUGAAGUUGUGCGCAAUAUGCAAAAUCAAAAUGUCCAAUUGAAGAUAAAGCGAGCAGACCAAUUCCUCGACUUGGUGCUGGUGCCAAAGACUUGGGUCGGCCGCGGCCUGCUGGGAUGCAAUAUUGUGCUGCCGCCCGAAGAGCCAAUGGAACAUUAGAAUUAACAAUAAUUUAUUUAGUGCAUUUAAGCAUUUAGGAUAUGUAAUUUCAAGGGUUGCAAUCAAUUAAAGUUGCAUUUUUGACCUGAAAA